AAAAUGCUGCUAGUUGAUUAUUCAAAUAUACAAAUAAUGCAACAAUCUUCCACAAUAUCUGUGUAACUAUCACAAUUAUUUUCCAUUGAACCACUUGAAUUCUAAAUAAAAAUCUCCAAUAUUGUGUUUGAAUCUGAUUGGAAAAGAUGGGAUUAACAUUCACGAAGCUGUUUAGUAGAUUAUUUGCCAAGAAGGAAAUGAGAAUUUUGAUGGUUGGUCUCGACGCUGCUGGUAAGACAACUAUUUUGUAUAAACUCAAGCUUGGAGAAGUUGUCACUACCAUCCCAACCAUUGGAUUUAACGUUGAAACCGUGGAGUACAAGAACAUCAGCUUUACUGUGUGGGAUGUUGGGGGUCAGGAUAAGAUCCGUCCAUUGUGGAGGCACUAUUUCCAAAACACCCAGGGUCUUAUUUUUGUGGUUGAUAGUAAUGAUAGAGACCGAGUGGUUGAAGCAAGGGAUGAGUUGCACAGGAUGUUGAAUGAGGAUGAACUUAGAGAUGCUGUUUUGCUUGUUUUUGCCAACAAACAAGAUCUUCCCAAUGCAAUGAGUGCCGCAGAUAUAACUGAUAAAUUUGCUCUUCAUUCACUCCGCCAACGCCACUGGUAUAUUCAGAGUACUUGUGCAACUUCUGGAGAAGGUCUUUACGAGGGUUUGGAAUGGCUUUCAAACAACAUCGCAAGCAAGUGAAUAUUAUAAUAGAGGGUUUGUAUGAUUGCUUAAAUGAGCUAAUACUUUUGGCUACAAUUGGAACUCUUGCAAUCAUUUUGGUGUGCCUUCAUGUUUUUUUUACUAGUUUGUUAUCAGUUGAAUAUUUAUGUGGAUUCUAUUCUUGGAGUUUUAGCAGUAAUAAUUUUGUUCAGUGACUGGUGAAGUACAAAUUUAUUUGCUGCAAUCAA
Messenger RNA from Lathyrus oleraceus (garden pea), 898 nucleotides. RefSeq names its product ADP-ribosylation factor. The transcript has 4 exons. The coding region runs from base 147 to 689 and encodes 180 amino acids. The record is from RefSeq and is a predicted model, not a curated record. Lineage: Eukaryota; Viridiplantae; Streptophyta; Magnoliopsida; Fabales; Fabaceae. Gene Ontology annotation, molecular function: GTPase activity; GTP binding.